Molecule: messenger RNA, 4101 nt
Organism: Meriones unguiculatus (Mongolian gerbil)
Lineage: Eukaryota; Metazoa; Chordata; Mammalia; Rodentia; Muridae
Gene: Zxdc
Product: ZXD family zinc finger C
Exons: 11
Coding region: 119-2806 (895 amino acids)
Biological process (GO): regulation of transcription by RNA polymerase II
Cellular component (GO): nucleus
Molecular function (GO): transcription coregulator activity
Source: RefSeq, a predicted model, not a curated record
CACGCCCACGGCUCAUGCGCACUCGCAACUCGAGAUGCGACUCUUGGUUGUACUCUACGCUGGGCUUUGACAGAGACUCCCAGAGGGGUAGAGGGGGCGGACACUAGGUGUCGCGCGCAUGCCUGGCAGGGCCGGGCCGCUCUUCUCCGGUGGCUCGGACGCCACAGCUGGGCCCAAGAUGGACCUCCCGGCCUUGCUCGCCGCCCCGGCCGCGCGCAGAGACCAACAUGGCGGUGGUCCAAGCCGACUUCGCCGAGGCGCGGGGCCAUCCCUCGGUGCUGGUCCCGGGCGCCGCCGCUUGCUGCUGCUGAGGGGCCCGGAAGAUGGCGGGCCCGGGCCGCGUCGGGAGGAGGCCCUGGGGCCGAGCCCGCCUCCCCCGGAGGAUGGCGGCGACUCCUUCGUGGUACUGCUGGAAGUGCCGCGCGCGGCCGACGCCCACGGGCAGGAGGAGGCCGAGCCCGGCCCCGGCGCGAGCCCCACGGAACAGGUCCCGGCCGCCGCCCCCGGCGCGGCUCUGGCGGGCACCGUCACCAUCCACAACCAGGACCUCCUGGUGCGCUUCGACCGAGGCGUCUUCACGCUGGCCGCCGCCCCCGCGCCGGCCGCCCCGGGCCUGCAUCCUGCGACCACCCCGGGCCUGGAGCCCUCGAGCGCUGUUGCGUCCCGCCGCGGGCCGGUGGCCGCCAGCGCUGCCUCUCCAGCCUACCGCUGUCCGGAGCCGCAGUGCGCGCUGAGCUUCGCUAAGAAGCACCAGUUGAAGGUGCACCUGCUGACGCACGGCAGCCUCCAGGGCCGGCGGCCUUUUAAGUGCCCGCUGGAUGGCUGUGGCUGGGCCUUCACCACCUCCUACAAGCUCAAACGGCACCUGCAGUCGCACGACAAGCUGCGGCCCUUUGGCUGCCCAGUGGGCAGCUGCGGAAAGAAGUUCACCACAGUGUACAAUCUCAAGGCGCACAUGAAGGGCCACGAACAGGAGAGCCUGUUCAAGUGCGAGGUGUGCGCCGAGCGCUUCCCCACACACGCCAAGCUCAACUCCCACCAGCGCAGCCACUUCGAGCCUGAGAGGCCCUACAAGUGUGAUUUCCCAGGCUGUGAGAAGACAUUCAUCACAGUGAGUGCCCUGUUUUCCCAUAACCGAGCCCACUUCAGAGAACAAGAGCUCUUUUCCUGUUCUUUUCCUGGAUGCAAUAAACAAUAUGACAAAGCCUGCAGACUGAAAAUUCACCUGCGAAGUCACACAGGUGAAAGACCAUUUAUUUGUGACUCAGACAGUUGUGGCUGGACCUUCACCAGUAUGUCCAAACUUCUCAGGCAUAAAAGGAAACAUGAUGAUGACCGGAGGUUCACCUGUCCUGUGGAAGGCUGUGGCAAGUCAUUCACUAGAGCAGAGCAUCUGAAGGGCCACAGUAUCACCCACCUGGGAACAAAGCCAUUUGAGUGCCCUGUGGAAGGGUGCUGUGCCAGGUUCUCAGCUCGCAGUAGUCUGUACAUUCAUUCUAAAAAACAUCUGCAGGAUGUGGGUGCUCCAAAAAGCCGCUGCCCGGUGUCCAGCUGCAACCGACUCUUCACCUCCAAGCACAGCAUGAAGGCGCACAUGGUGCGGCAGCACAGCCGGCACCAAGAUCUUGUACCUCAGCUGGAAGCGCCAAGUUCUCUCACACCCAGCAGUGAACUGAGUAGCCCGAGCCAAAGCGAGCUCACCAACAUAGAUUUAGCAGCACUUUUCUCUGACACACCUGCUAACGGUGGCAAUUCGGCAUCUGGGUCAGAUGAAGCCCUGAAUUCUGGGAUCCUCACCAUUGAUGUCACUUCUGUGAGCUCUUCUCUGGGAGGGAAUCUCCCUACUAAUAAUAAUUCCUUAGGGCCAAUGGACCCCCUGGUUCUGGUGGCCCACAGUGAUUUGCCUCCAAGUUUGGACAGUCCUCUUGUUCUUGGGACAUCAGCCACAGUUCUCCAACCAGGCAGCUUCAGUGCAGAUGAUUCACAGACCAUGAGCACAGGAGCAGUAGGCUGUCUGGUGGCUGUGCCUGUGAGGAACUUAGGUCAAGACCCACCAGCUUUGACCCCCAGCAAUAACUUGACAGCACCUUCUAGCACACCAACCUCUUCAGGCACUGUGCAAGAAACUGCCAGUGUCCCAGAUCUGCUGGUUCCAAUAAAGGUGGAACAAGACUUGCCUCCAGUUCCAGAUGUGGUCCAGGGGCAGGAAGAAAGCCACGGGCCAUCCCAGUCUAUGCUGUCCAGCUCUGCAAAGAGGCAAGGGGCUCAAAAUGACUCAGAGCACUGUUCUGGCACCAGUCUCUACUUGGAAAGUGGGGGCUCAGCAAGAACUGAUUACCGAGCCAUUCAACUAGUCAAGAAAAAAAAGCAGAAAGGAACUGGGAGCGAUGAAGGAGCCUCUGAGUCUGCUCAUAGGAAAAUGAAAGGUGGUGUGGUCAACCCUCCUCAUGUCCACUCAGGCCAGCACAGUUGUUUUUGUGGAAACCUCAUGGUACCCAGUGGAAGUCUACCAGCAACAGCCCCUGCAGCUGGGCUGCACUGUGUCCAGAUCCCUGUUGUGCAGCCUGUCUCACUGCAUCUGUGCAAGCCCUUGCCUUUGUUAGGACUGACGUAUCAGGAUGACCCCUCAGGUGAAGGAGGCCUGCCACUGACCCUUAGCCCUCAGCGCUCUGCCUUCCACCCCUACUUCACUGUGGAUCUGCCUGUCUAUGUCCUCCAGGAAGUGCUUCCAGCACCUGGAGGUUCUGUUGGCCUGGAAACUGCACAGCUACCAGGAAGCACUAUCAACCUGCGGGACCUCCAGUGACAGCAGCCUGAGCAAACACAGACCGUGGUCCAGACUAUCAUCAAGACUUCAGAUGAUGGGGUGGGCAGGGAAACCUCACUUGACUUCUGCUCAGCAGUCCAUACUGAUUCUUUGAGACUUUGUGGUACACAAAUUGAAAGUGCUUUUAUUCUGUUCCAUUGAGCCAGUUUGGGCUGUACUCUGAAACUGCCUCCAUAUGUUUCCCUUGGUGAGAUAGGCUGGGUUCACUUGUUACAUUAAAAGAUCGCUGCAGGAAGUGGGUAGAUCAUGGCUUCCUGCUCUGGUGCACCUCUGUAUUAAGUCUGGACAGGGCCUUCAAUCGUAGUGUUAGCAUUUUGCCAGACACAUCUAGAAAUCUGGUUUUUUUCUGAGUUUGUAUGACAGACUGCUUCUCACCUGCUGGGAUGGUGUUGGUGGGUGUGUUGGUUUUACUAUGCUGUAUGCCAUGGUGAAGCCAAAUUCAGGCUGAGCUCUUGCAAAGCAGACAGGCAGCUAGUCUGAACAGUGAUUAGCUGGCCUACUGCCUACCAGUGACCUGUGAGUAGCCCUCUUCCUAGACCGAUAGUUUGGCUCACAGUUUGGGAAUGAAGAUUUCAGACUUUUAAAGUCAUCUUUCUAAAUUCUGGUUUGGGGAGUCAUGGUAAACAGUAACUUGUCAGCAGUCUCUAGAGUGAGCUUCAGAAUGCUGUAUAUUAUGUGUAGGGCUGGAAUGAUAGGCUUGUUUUGUGGUUGAGGUUGAUAUUAUGUGGGCCUUGUAUGUUUUCACAGACUGGUUCAGUCUUCCUAGAUAAGACUGCUGGGCUGCCUUGCACCUAUUUAUUUGUUAAGACUGGAUACAGGGUCGCUCAGAAAUGCAUUUUUCUUGGGCAUUUUGGAGUGUGUGCUUAUUCCAUACUGUUUGGUUCUGUCCCGUCUGAGUUGCUUGGUUUCUUGGAUUUGGGAAGGGCCCUGAGAUGGGCAUGAGUCCUCCCUGGAUGGCUCUAUAGUGCCGUCUACCUGGGUGCUGCUUCCUACAAGGGGAUUAUAAAUCCCACUUGAGAAGGCUCCUUUCCAUGGUUUCUCCUGCAUCCUAGGCCAAAGUUUAGGGGUUGAACUUGCUCACCUGUCAUCAGGGCCCUCCUCACUCCAUAGGCAGCCUGGUACCAUUGUCACCUGCCUCAAGAGCCCACCCAUAGAGAAGCUGCUUCCUCUCAGAGCCUCCAGGGUGUGUGUGCAAGUGAGCACUGGAGCUUCCUGCUGCCAUGGGCCCAAUUCUUAGUGCAAAUGAAUAAAAGUGUUUGUAUGUCAUGUCCAAA